Molecule: messenger RNA, 1488 nt
Organism: Anopheles funestus (African malaria mosquito)
Lineage: Eukaryota; Metazoa; Arthropoda; Insecta; Diptera; Culicidae
Gene: Sirt4
Product: NAD-dependent protein deacylase Sirt4
Exons: 1
Coding region: 360-1307 (315 amino acids)
Molecular function (GO): NAD+ binding; NAD-dependent protein lysine deacetylase activity
Source: RefSeq, a predicted model, not a curated record
GAAGAAAAUGCUGAAACAAUCAAGCAAACUUUCACUUCCAUCGUAUUGCUUCUAAUAAAUGCACCGCAGUUUGUUGUUUCAUUGAAAAUAUCACAAAUCUCGAGAUGAAUGAUAAGAGCUAAAUAAAAACUGGAAACAAACAGUUAUCCUUAAUUUUGAUGUCAAUCAGUACAGGGUGUCUCCGGCGCAAAGCAGAAUAGAGAGACGAUUCGUUGAUGCAUGAGUAUAAACCCAUAUAUUUCACCUGGUAGCGAAAUUGGUUUGACAACAAUGCAAGAAAACAACAAACAAUAAAUAUCGUCAGCAAACUUUAUAUCAGCUGGUAAUAAGAGCUAUAGCAAACGCGUACGAAAAAUACGAUGAGAUUCCCCGGAGGAUUUCGAGUUCUGCAGGUACAUGGGACACGGUUUAACUCUAGUUCGAUAUUUGUUCCGGCCCACGAACCGGCACUGGACAGUGACUGCCGUCGGUUGGAAAAGUUUUUGGAAGACAAACCACACAUCCUCGUGCUGACCGGUGCUGGUAUAUCGACCGAAUCCGGCAUCCCCGACUACCGAUCUGAAGGCGUGGGUUUGUAUGCCAGAUCGAACCACAAACCGAUACAGCACGGAGAGUUCGUUAAGUCAGAAGCCACUCGAAAGCGCUACUGGGCACGCAACUACGUCGGUUGGCCACGGUUUUCAUCCAUAGCACCGAAUGUUACACACUACACUCUGGCCAGGUUGGAACGCGAGGGUAGAAUUAGCGGUAUCGUAACACAGAACGUUGAUCGGUUACAUGGAAAGGCCGGUUCAAAGGAGGUAGUCGAACUACACGGCAGCGGUUAUGAUGUGAUUUGCGUUGGCAGUCAGGAUGAACGGGGCAAAGGAUGUAACUAUCGUAUUGAUCGACACGACUUUCAGCACAUACUCGAUCAGUUGAAUCCGGCCAUGGAAGAUAACUCCACCGCGAUGCGACCGGAUGGUGACGUGGAACUUUCGAUGGAGUAUGUGCAAGGGUUCAAAAUCCCGCCCUGUCCGCAGUGUGGCGGUAAUCUGAAACCGGAAAUAGUUUUCUUUGGGGACAACGUGCCAAUGCCACGGAUAGAGAAAGUUGUACGCAUGAUCAUCGAAUCGGACGGUGUGCUUGUCCUAGGGUCCAGUCUAACCGUUUUUUCUGGCUAUCGUAUAGUACUGCAGGCGAAGGAAUUGGGCCUUCCGGUUGCAAUCGUUAACAUUGGCGCAACGCGCGGUGACCCGAAGGCGGAUCUGAAAAUUUCGGCCAGAUGUGGUGAAGUAAUGAUGAAUCUGUUCAAGACUAGAAGUUAGUGACCGCAACGCUUAGCAUAGUCAACGAAUUAGAACAAUAAUGUACAUACAGAAACAGUCGUUUACCUAAAUGUUACCGUAGGACAACAGUCGUAUCUAAUCGAUUUAGCUACAAAUGUUUGUUUGGAUAUUAUUUUCAGUCAAAUAAAGAUGUUGAUUUUUAAGAAUUUUGUAUUUCCAA